AUGGACCCAGCAGACUACGUUUUUCAACCGCUCCUCCACCCGCUCGACCCGUUGGCGGACCUUAUGUCCGCUGCUUUCCGCCGCAUGUAUGAGGAGGAUCCCACAGACACCUGGCACCUCAUGUUGGUACGGUGGGAGGAGGUGGACGCGGAGUUUGGUCCCCUCCCGGAGUCGGAGGAGCAGGCAGCACACAGCACCCCCCAGGCGGACUCCCAGCCAGCGCUGCCGGUCACCACGGACUUCCAGCCGGCGUUGGUUGCCACUGUCAAGUGCCCCCCAGGAGCCGUCGCGGUCACUGACCAAACCCCCCAUGAGUCUCCGCCGGCUAGCCUCCCCAAGAGGUCGAGACGAUCCCGCGCUUCCCGGAGGGCCGCCGCGGAGCCCCAGCCGACGACUGCCGCCAACGAGGCGGACCCCCAGCCGCCGACUCCCCCGCAGGCAGACCCCCAGCCGCCGGCUCCGCCGACGAGGCGGACCCCCAGCCCCGGCUUCCGCCGACGAGGCAGGCCCCCAGCCGCCGGCUUCCCGCACGGCGGCCCCACCGGCCGACCCAGCCGCGCGGUUCCCGCCGACGAGCAGACCCCCAGCCCCGGUUCCGCCGACGAGGCGGACCCACAGCCGCGCCGCGAGCGACCCCCGCCGCCGGCUCCGCCGACGGGCGGACCCCCAGCCGCCGCUUCCGCCGACGAGGCGGACCCCCAGCGCCGGCUUCCCGCCGACGAGGCGGGCCCCCAGCCGCCGACCCCCAGCCGCCGUUCCCGCCGACGAGGCAGACCCCCCCCGCCGCCAGCUCCCGCCGACAGGGCGGACCCCCAGCCGCCAGCUCCCGCCAACAGGGCGGACCCCCAGCCGGCGUCUUUAGAGGCGGAUGCCCAGGGAGUGUGCACUGGACAGUCCUCCCUGGGAUCCGCCUCAGACCCCCAGCGGUCACCCGGUCCCCCAGACCAGCCGACUGGCCCCCCAGACCAGUCGACUAGACCCCUGGACCGGCCUACUGGCCCCCCUGACCCAGACCGGCAGCCCAAACCCUCAUACCCUGACCGGCCGACCGGGCCUCCUCACCCAGACCGGCCAACCGGCCCCCUAGACUCAGACCAUCCGACCGGCCCCCCUGACCCGGACCGGCUGCCUGGCCCCCUAGACCCUGACCCGCCGACCGGCCCCUUAGACCCAGAUCUUGACCGGCCGACUGGCCCCCUAGACCCUGACCAGCCAACCGGCCCCCUAAACCCAGACCCUGACCGGCCGACUGACCCCCCUGACCCAGACCAGCCAACCGGUCCCCUAGAUCCAGACCAGCCGACCAGUUUCCCAGACCCAGACCAGCUGACUGGCCUCCCUGACCCAGACCAGUCAAUUGGCCCCACUGACCCAGACAGGCCAACCUGCUCCCCUAACCCAGACCACCUGACCAGACCUCCCGACUCUGAUCAGGGGCCCAGCAUUUCUGACCCUUGGCUGGCACUCGGUGGUCCUGCCCCCCGGCCGACGGCAACAGUUUCUGGCCCUCAGUCGGAGGUCGGUGCCCCCGACCGCCAGCCGGUGUCUGGGCCUCUGCCCUCUCUAGGCACUGGCUCCCGGGGUCCCCCUGGUACCGGUUCCAGGUGUCCCCCGGGACUCAGUCCCCUGGCUUCCUCAGGUCCUGGCCUCGGUCCCAGGUCCUCAGGAACCCCGGCCCCCCAUGUCUUUGCUUCUCCUAGUCCUAGUCUCCCUGUCUUUGUCACUGUCCCAGUCUUUGUCCCUGUCCCAGUCACCGCCUCUGUCCCUGUCACCAUUCCUGUUCCCGUCUUCCUUCCUGUCCCUGCGUCCAACCCGUCCAAAUUUGUUCCUACACCUAAGCCGUCUGUAGUCUCACCGUCUCCGUCCGUCCCACCCAAAAUUGUACCUGUAUCCGACCCGUCUGUCUCCAUGCCAUCCGGCCCGUCUCGGUCCAUCCCCCCUUUGUCCAAGUCUGUCCCAUCUGUCCUUGCCAAGCCGGUCCUCUUCCGUACGCCCUCUAAUGGGCUUCGUAGUGCGCCCCCCCGUGGGCUUUCUGGUUCUAUUUGUGGGCCUUCUCGUGUUCCCAGUGCGCCCCCCAGUGGGCCUUCCCGUGUUCCUAGUGCGCCCCCCAGUGGGCCUUCCCGUGUUCCUAGUGCGCCCCCCCGUGGGCCUUCUCGUGUUCCUAGUGCGCCCCACCGCGGGCCUUCUCGUGUCCCUAGUGCGCCCCUUCGUGGGCCUUCUCGCGUCCCUCGUGUGCCCCCCCGUGGGCUUCAUUGUAUCCCUCGUACGCCCUUCCGUGGGCUUUCUCGUAUCCCCCGUGUGCCCUCUACCGGGCUUUUCCGAGUGCCCCUUCGUGGGCUUCGUCGAGCGCCCUCUGGUGGACUUUUCCGUAUGCCCACUCAUAGGUUCCCUAGUGCGCCCUCUCCUGGGCACCCUCGCGCCUCCUAG
This is a messenger RNA of Etheostoma spectabile (orangethroat darter), 2427 nucleotides long. RefSeq names its product vegetative cell wall protein gp1. The transcript has 3 exons. The record is from RefSeq and is a predicted model, not a curated record. Bases 1 to 2427 code for a protein of 808 amino acids. NCBI's taxonomy places the organism in Eukaryota, Metazoa, Chordata, Actinopteri, Perciformes, Percidae.